Messenger RNA from Pocillopora damicornis (cauliflower coral), 1666 nucleotides. Its product is annotated as adenosine receptor A3. Gene Ontology annotation, cellular component: plasma membrane. The record is from RefSeq and is a predicted model, not a curated record. Gene Ontology annotation, biological process: G protein-coupled receptor signaling pathway. Gene Ontology annotation, molecular function: G protein-coupled receptor activity. NCBI's taxonomy places the organism in Eukaryota, Metazoa, Cnidaria, Anthozoa, Scleractinia, Pocilloporidae.
GUCUUUCUGCUGUCCUAGUCGUUUUAAAGAUCUUCAAACCGGUGAAUUCUACAUCAAAAGGAUGAAAUGAAGGGGAACACUCUGGAACAAGGAUAUUCGCUGCCAAUGGUUAUUUUUUCAUAAAUUUCAUUUAGCAACAGAGACUCUACAUACGGCUGAAGACGUUAAUAGGAAACCAGUUCCAUUCAAAACAGUUUUCAAGAACAGUCUUCUUUAGAAGCUUAAGGAAGAGUAAGUGUUAGAGCCCGGAUGAAUGAUCUUUAGAAAGAUUUUCAAGUACGGAUUUCUAAACGGUAUCAACUACAUGAAAAAGUCCAGCUCUAAAUUCAGUGACAUGUUCAACAACACAAGUGCUUCAACACAAGAGCAAUCUCCGGUAAAUAUCAACACUUUCACCGCUGAAGCAGUAGCUGAGCUUGUCCCUAUUGCGCUCCUGGUCACCAUUGCAAAUGGCGUGGUGCUGGUUUUAUUUACAAAGAAUACCAAGCUCCGAACAGCACCAAACUAUGUCCUUUUCAGCCUGGCAGUUUGUGACUUCAUGACAGGGAUCAUCAAUGUUCCCCUUUUCAUAAUUGUCGCGUUCACACCGGUUGUUAAGUCGCUUAAGGUUCGAUAUUACAUGGCCAUCCUGGUGAGUGUACUUAACAAUUUGACCGCCAUAUCAUCUUGUUAUCAUAUACUGGUCGCCACAACAGAGAAGUAUCUGUCAGUCGUCUGGCCAAUAAAACAUCGAUUGAUGACCAGAAGAACAGUCGCCAAAGUGGUGAAAGUAGUUUGGGCGUUGUCUUUCAUUGUGGCCUUUAGUCCCUUUGCAUGGGUGAAAAUGGAAGAUAGAGAAACCCAAGCAAGACUGACUUUAGGACAUGUCAUUUUUUGCCUCAUUGCCGUUUUCUUGUUGCCGUAUGCAUUCAUGAUCUACGCUUUUAUCGUCAUUUUUAAAUCAAUCUCUGACAGAGGUAAAGCAAGACGAGGUGCCACUUUAGAGAGACCUUUCCUAAGCCGGCAAGCUGCUCUUGAAAAGCGAUGUUUGAUUUUGUUCGUUGCAAUGGCAACCGUCUUCCUUCUUUGUUGGUUACCAUGGUUUAUUUUGAUGUUGCUGUUCAAAGUAAAGAAGGACGUGAACUCCUUAGAAAUCCCAGCUCAUGUGUUUGUGCUCGUUAGAUAUGCUACUUCUAUUAUAAAUCCUGUAUUGUAUACUUUCUUCAGAAGAGACUUUAAGAAGGCACUACAUUCCUUAUGUUCAAACAGCAGAUUACGUUGUCUGACUACUUUAGAUCAUAAACCAAAUGGAUCUGAUACAAAGGAAAUAGAAACAGCUGAAGACGCUUUAUAACCCUCAACACCCUAGCAUCAGUAUACGUAUUGUCCAUACUGCUCUCUAUAUAUUUCUUAAGGUUCUGACAAGGAGAAUUUGUUUAACUUUAAAGAGCUACUUUACUUGGUGAUCAUUUCCUUCAAUCUCGUGACCUUAAUGUGUGAUUCAGGGGCGAUAUUGUCCGGAGAAAUUAGAUGCUGGUCAAUCUUAGGGUUCAAAGGGUCAGAAGUCAUUGCCGUUGGGAACAAUGCCAAAAAAAUUGUCUUCAAUACUUAUGUUACUUAUUUAUUUAUUUAUACGACCGACAUUUUAAGUUCUGGAUUGACACGCACGUUUUCAAAAGUUAUUUUG